This is a messenger RNA of Scophthalmus maximus (turbot), 1693 nucleotides long. RefSeq names its product hairy/enhancer-of-split related with YRPW motif protein 1. The record is from RefSeq and is a predicted model, not a curated record. Gene Ontology annotation, cellular component: nucleus. The coding region runs from base 169 to 1110 and encodes 313 amino acids. The transcript has 5 exons. Gene Ontology annotation, biological process: circulatory system development; regulation of transcription by RNA polymerase II; Notch signaling pathway. Gene Ontology annotation, molecular function: protein dimerization activity; DNA-binding transcription factor activity, RNA polymerase II-specific; RNA polymerase II cis-regulatory region sequence-specific DNA binding. Lineage: Eukaryota; Metazoa; Chordata; Actinopteri; Pleuronectiformes; Scophthalmidae.
UCGUCUCAGGCGCCGCCCACAUCCCUCCGGUGACCACGCCCCCCUCUUUGGCAGUGUGCGAAUAAUCACAGCAGAGGCAGAUCUGACGGUCAGACCGUGGUACGGAGCCUCUGCUGUCAGUGCAUCACCGGAGCUCCCUCCCGACGACGUCUUCGACCGGGGGGCAACAUGAAGCGGAGCCACAACUACAGUUCAUCGGACAGCGACCUGGACGACAGUGUCGAGGUGGAGAAAGAGAGUGGCGACGAAAAUGGACACAUUGAUUCUCACAGCUCGAUGUCACCCUCCACAACCACACAAGUUCAAGCCAGGAAAAGGCGCAGAGGGAUUAUUGAGAAACGAAGACGUGACCGAAUCAAUAACAGCCUUUCAGAGCUGAGGAGAUUGGUGCCGAGUGCCUUUGAGAAACAGGGAUCAGCCAAACUGGAGAAAGCAGAAAUAUUGCAAAUGACAGUUGACCAUUUGAAAAUGCUUCAUGCAUCUGGUGGCAAAGGUUACUUUGAAGCUCAUGCUCUUGCUAAGGAUUACCGCAGCCUGGGCUUCAGGGAGUGUCUGGCAGAGGCAGCUCGCUACCUGAGCAUCAUCGAGGGUCGGGACGGCACAGACCCCCUCCGUGUACGCUUGGUGUCCCACCUCAGCAACUGUGCCUCUCAGCGGGAGGUGCACACUGGACUGGAACACUUGGCCUGGGGCUCUGCCUACGGAUCAGCCCCUGCCCAUUUCUCCCACUCCCUCCUCCUACAACACCCCCAGGGCAGGACACCUGCAUCCAGGAGCAACAGUAGCCCACCCUCCUCCUCCUCCUCCUCCUCCCCUUCUUCUUCAUCUUCCUCAUCCUCCAUUGAGGCAUCUGGGACAUCCAGACUCAGUGUCAUGCCCCCCACAGAGUGCCUCAGGGUAUCUCCCAACAGCUCGCUGCCCUUCAGUUUGCCUGUGCCAACAUCCAAGCUUUCGACACCGCUCCUCUCAUCUCUCUCCUCGCUCUCGGCCUUCCCCCUCUCCUUCGGUACUUUCCCUCUUGUCUCCCCGGCUGCCCUCGGCACUGUGAGCCCCUCCUCCACCCUGUCAAAGCCGUACAGGCCUUGGGGCACGGAGAUUGGGGCCUUCUGACGUUAACAACUGGACUGAAGGCAACAGCUGAGCUGUGCCCACCAUAUCAGACUGGGCAGGACAACAUGCCUCAUCUGUUUUUAUAGUAAUAAAACACGGGGGGGAGGGAGAAAACUGAUUUUAUUUUAUUAAGUAUAAAGAUGAGUGUAAAAGGUCGCUGAAAGAUGUUAAUGUCAAGAUGUUCUACUCAGUGUCAUUAUCAAGAAAGAAAUUCAAAAAAAAAAAAUUCUUAUUAGUUUAAACUAAUUCUAGUUAAUAUGCACUGUCUCCAGGUUGAGGACUGAUAUGAUUAUAUAAUGUGUGGGCCAUACGUAGAUUUACUGUGAGCACACAUUUAUAGGAAAUACUUUUGUUGACCAGAUACUGAAACGUCUACAUUUGUCAAGCACGGACUAUUGCAUUUAAUAUAAUUAGAGUGACUCAAUUUGGUCUGCUUCUUUAGUUGUGUGAGAUCUCGUGGAAAUGAAUAUGCAUAUUGUAUGUGCCAUUGACGGUAAAAAAAACUAACUACUUGAGAAUUGGAAACUACUAUUCUUGUAUCUAUAUGUUAUGUUUUUGGACCAAUAAAUUGAUUGAAAAAGUA